UCCACAUGCUUCACACUCACUCACUGAAUCAGCCACAUGAGCUUGGCGGGAGAAGUUUACUGUCAAAUUUCACUCUGAUCAGAAUUGAUGAAGUUUAUGAAUUUUAUUUUUAUUCAGAGGUGGUUUGUAUAGUCUCCAGACGUCAUGCCGUCCAGUCUGGGUUUCAGCGGUCCAGCUGCAGUUCUCCAGGAGGUUCUGGAAAACUCCAGCCGUCUGAUCGACAAACAUCUGCAGGAGGAUCGCUGUUUUCCUGACCUGUCUGAGCUGCUCAAUGUCCCAUCGCACAAUAUGCCUUCUCUUUCGGGCAUGUCAGAUAUGGAUUACCCUCUGCAGGGCUCGGGGCUGAUCAGUGUGCCCAGCCUUCCAGAACUCAGCCCAGUCCGGAGAGUUCCUCUGCCGCCGGAGCUUGUGGAGCAAUUCGGCCAUAUGCAGUGUAACUGCAUGAUGGGAGUUUUCCCGGAGAUCUCCAGGGCGUGGCUUACCAUCGAUAAUGACAUAUUUAUGUGGAAUUAUGAGGAUGGGAGCGAUGUGGCAUAUUUUGAUGGGCUGAGUGAAACUAUUCUGUCAGUUGGAUUGGUCAAACCCAAGCCAGGUAUUUUUCAGCCUCACAUCCACUUUCUGUUAGUGUUGGCCACACCGGUGGAUGUUGUGAUUCUGGGCCUGAGCUUCCCUAAGGCUCAAGCAGGUCUAAAUGACAGUAUGUCCGGAGCAAUGCAGCUCCUUCCGGAUCCUCUGUACUCCAUCCCCACAGAUAACACAUACCUGCUGGCCAUCACCUCCACAGAGCAGGGCCGCAUCUUCAUGGCCGGGAAAGACGGCUGUCUAUAUGAAAUAGCAUAUCAGGCGGAAGCCGGCUGGUUCAGUCAACGCUGCAAAAAGAUCAACCAUUCCAAGGGCAGCCUGUCCUUCCUCAUCCCGUCUCUGCUUCAGUUUUCCUUCUCUGAGGACGAUCCGGUUGUUCAAAUUGCCAUUGAUAACUCAAGAAACAUUUUAUACACUCGCUCGGAGAAAGGAGUCCUUCAGGUGUAUGAUCUCGGAGCUGACGGGCAGGGAAUGAGUCGAGUCGCCGCUAUGUCUCUGAGCUCAAUCGUCUCCGUAGCUGGUAACAUCGCCAGGACGAUUGAUCGCUCCGUGUUCAAACCCAUCGUUCAGAUCGCAGUAAUUAAUCGCUCAGAGUCGUCAGACUGUCAUCUGUUGGCCGUCACUCAUGCUGGUGUGCGUUUGUACUUUAGCACCACCCCUUUCGCGCCACCCAAUGCCAAACACACCCAGGCCCGACCCAGUAUCCUGGCUCUGGUCCACGUGCGCCUGCCGCCCGGCUUCUCUGCGUCCUCCACUCUCCAGAAGCCUGCUAAAAUACACAAGGCUCUUUAUGAUAAAGGUGUUGUGCUGAUGGCCGCGUCUGAGACGGAAGACAAUGAUGUUCUUUGGUGUAUAAAUCACGAUUCGUUUCCUUUUAAGAAGCCCCUCAUGGAAGCCCAGAUGACAGUAAAUUUGGAUGGUCACUCAUGGGCUCUGUGUUCGGUGGAGGAAGUGACAUCAUCAAAGAUCAUCACUCCUCUCAAUAAAGAUCUCAUCCCCGUCACUGAUUCUCCAUUAGUUGUUCAACAGCACAUCAUCCCUCCGCAGAAGUUUGUUCUCCUGUCUGCCCAGGGAAGUCACAUCUUUCACAAACUGAGACCCUUGGAUCAGUUACGCCACCUGUUGGUAAGCAGCGCUGGAGGAGAUAGCGAGGACAUUGAGAGGUUUUUUAAGCUCCACAAGGAGGAGCAGGCGUGUGCUACAGCGCUCAUCUUGGCGUGUUCCACGGCUGCGUGUGACAGAGAGGUGUCAGUGUGGGCCACACGAGCGUUUUUCAGGUAUGGCGGAGAGGCUCAGAUGCGUUUCCCAUCUGCAAUUUCGGCCCCCAGUAACGUGGGUCCCCUCUUCAGCUCUCCUGUACCAGGAUCCCCAUUGCCCUUGGGCAGUCCCCUACCAAACCCCAGUUUUCUUGCUACACCUGCCCCAGGUUUUUUCCUUCCCAAUGUGUCGACACCCUACGUCCCAUCUUCACCCGGAAACUACAGCGGGGCCCAGCCCAUCACAGCAAUGUCCUCAGGACCAGAGGUCAUCUUCUCUGGAAAACACAACGGCAUUAGUAUUUACUUCAGUCGCAUACUGGGGAACAUCUGGGAUGGAAGUCUCGCCGUAGAGAAGAUCAUUAACACAGGCAAUCAGACUGUGACUAUUUUGGAGAGCACAGCUGGUUCUUCCGACCUUGAGGUCGUUUUAAUGGAGCUUCAGGGUCUGAAAGAAUUCCUGGACAAAAAUUCCCAGUUCAGUCCAUCUUCUCUGGGGGUGACCAGUUUCAGCUCACCAGCAAACCUGCAGCAAAGACUUCUAGGAUUUAUGCGUCCAGAUGGCUCCAGCUCUCAACAGGUCCAGCAGGAGCGCCAGAGGAAAUACCACACGGAGGCGCAGGCGUUUGAGAAAGCGUCUCUUCAGGCGAUGCAGCAGCUGGUUCAUCGCUCCUGUCAGACACUAGCGCUCUGGAAACUUCUGUGUGACCAUCAGUUUAGCCUGAUCCUCUCUGAGAUGGCCAAGGAGUUUCAAGAGCUGAUCAAGGCUGUUAGUUUUAAGGACGUGGUUGUUUCUGGACGCGAGUUGACAGGCGCGCUCAUCACUGCCCUCAUUAACAUUUACAUCAAAGACAGCGCGUCUGUAGAUACAGUGAGCACUCACCUGAGGGACAUCUGCCCUCUACUGUACAGCAGCGAUGACUGCACCUGCUCGAAGGCCAAUGAGCUUCUGCAGAGCUCCCGACAGAUUCAGAACAAGCUUGACAAGGAAAGAACGCUGAGAGAAUCUCUACGGCUCUACCAGCAGAUCAGCUCUCACACGGACCUGCCGCUCGUCUGUUCACAGUACAGGCAGGUGCGCUUCUAUGAAGGGGUCGUCGAACUGUGUCUGACGGCCGCCGACAAAAAAGACCCUCAGAAACUGGGGCCGCACUUCUACAGAAACGGAGAACCGGAGGAGGACAUUUCUGGACAGCAGGCCUUCCAGGACAGACUCUCGUGUUAUAAAUGCAUCACGGACACUAUGCAGGAGCUGGUGAACCAGAGCAAAGCCGCCCCUCAAUCCCCCAGCGUCCCCAAACAACCCGGACCCCCCGUCAUGACCUCCGACCCUAACAUGUUGAGCAACGAGGACGCGGCCGCUCACUUUGAGCAGAUGCUUGAUCUGGCUCAGCGAUCUCAAGAUGAACUUUUUCACAUCGCUCUCUUCAACUGGCUCAUCCAGGCCGAUCUUACAGACAAGCUCCUGGAGGUGAAUUCUCCAUAUCUUGAGGAUCAUCUGAUGCACAUGAUCAAACAGGAUCAGAGUAAAGUGCGUAAUCUGGACCUUUUGUGGAGAUACUACGAGAAGAACAGGAGCUUCGGGAAGGCAGCACAUGUGCUGGCUCGUCUGGCAGAAAUGCACAGUACAGAGAUCUCUCUGCAGCAGCGUCUGGAGUACAUCUCCAGAGCCAUCCUAUCCUCCAAGAGUUCCUCCUGUGUGUCCUCACUGGGAGCUGACGGAGAGUUCUUACACGAACUGGAAGAGAAGAUGGAGGUGGUGCGUAUUCAGGUGCAGAUCCAGGAGACUCUUCGCAGACAAUAUUCCCAGCAUCCAUCAGUGCAGGGAGCCAUCACACAGCUGGACUCUGAACUCAUGGACAUCACAAAGCUGUACGGAGAGUUCGCUGAUCAUUUCCGCCUGUCGGAGUGUAAACUGGCUAUAAUUCACUGCGCUGGACAUUCAGACCCCAUACUGGUCAACUCGCUGUGGCAGGAGGUCAUCGAGAAAGAAUUAAGUGACAGUGUUGCUAUGAGUCCAGCCGACCGGAUGAGAGCUCUGAGUCUAAAGCUUGUGUCGCUGGGAAAACUGUAUGCUGGAACACCACGAUACUUUCCUUUAGACUUUUUGGUGAAGUUUCUGGAACAGGAAGUGUGCAAGUUAAACUGGGAUGUGGGUUUCGUGACCUUCACCAUGCAGGAGAUUGGAGUUCAGCUUCCACGUCUGCUCGAGGUGUACGACCAGCUCUUCAAGACCCGGGACCCGUGUUGGCAGCGCUUGAAAAACCCCCUUCACCUGGUCGAGUGCAUCCAUGUGCUUCUGUCGCGAUACGCGGAGGACCCCAGCCGUGUGCCCACCUAUGACAGACGAAGGUUUACUAACGUGUGUCUGGAUAAUAUCUGUGGAUAUCUGGUGGAGCUUCAGUCCUUGAGUCCUAACGCUGCUCUGCAGGAUAUUAUACGCAACUUUAAAUCCCUGCAGGCCAAACUGGAGAAACUGCAUUGAUGACAGUGAUAAGUGGUUUUGACUCUAAUCUCCUGGUCUGGAGUUUGAUGGACACAUGAAUGAAGUAAAACACUGAUGAACAGACGUUGGCUAUAUUUACACACGGCGGAUCUUUGCUCUUUCAUACAAAUGAGAAUGUUCACCUAACCAUGGAAAUGCAGAAUUGACGACCAAAAUAAACAGACCAGUUGUCUCCAUCGUUGGUUUACAGAUGUUUUUUUUGUCCUCUGAACUUUCUUAUUUGGCUAAACUCAUUUGUGGGUUGUGCCUGUUCUUAUUUUAGAUAUUUUCUAUUGCUCGAAUUGAAAGCGUAUGACAGAGGUUUGUGUUGGACUUCUUAUAGCAUUUUUCUUGUGUUCAGUAUUUGAAUAAUGAGGAUAAAUUCAUUCGUGUCAAGAAUUCUCACAGCAUGGUGAAUUUUCUAAGUGAGUGUUUUAUUUGUGUGGAUGUAUACUGCAGGUUGAAAGGAAAGUGUUUUUUUGUUUUGUACUAGUCAGCGGGUUCAUAAUCUAAUCUAAACUGUGUUAUGAAAGUGCUUGAUUAUUUUCAACAACCCUUGAAUUUUGUGUACUAAAAUGAUUGCAUUUGAUUUGGCAGCACCAAUAAAAAACUGUUUUGUUUUUAACAACA
Messenger RNA from Triplophysa dalaica, 4953 nucleotides. It is a transcript of the gene nup155, whose product is annotated as nucleoporin 155. The record is from RefSeq and is a predicted model, not a curated record. NCBI's taxonomy places the organism in Eukaryota, Metazoa, Chordata, Actinopteri, Cypriniformes, Nemacheilidae. Gene Ontology annotation, biological process: protein localization to nuclear inner membrane; protein import into nucleus; transcription-dependent tethering of RNA polymerase II gene DNA at nuclear periphery. Gene Ontology annotation, cellular component: nuclear pore; nuclear pore inner ring. The transcript has 34 exons. Gene Ontology annotation, molecular function: structural constituent of nuclear pore. The coding region runs from base 145 to 4323 and encodes 1392 amino acids.